GUAGGAGUACAUGACGUCAGGUUUCAAGGAUUUUCUUGUGUCAGUGGAGAUUUCUCUGUGAACGACAGAUAUAGAGGAAAACAGGUCAAAACGUUUGGAGAAAGAACAAGAAACCGUAACUCAUACCUAGACUGUAUUUUGUUCGUUGUACUAGUGUGAAAACAAAUGUAAUUAAAACAUAGUAAAGAAAAGCGGAAUUAUUAGAUUUUAGAAUUGAACGGACUUCGUAACUCAGGAUCAUUAUGUCUCGACCUGCACCUUUAUACACGUCUCAACAGAAAGCUACAAAUGUUUUCGAACAAACACACCAUGUUUCCAGAGCGAAACGAGGCCAGAUUAUGGGCCAACGGGGAGGAUUUCGUGGGUGCACGGUAUGGUUUACAGGUUUAUCAGGAGCUGGAAAGACUACAAUAUCUUUUGGAGUAGAAGAUUAUCUUUGCGCUCAGGGAAUUCCAACCUAUGCCCUAGACGGAGAUAACGUUCGCCAUGGUUUAAACAAAAACUUAGGUUUCAGCGCAGAAGAUCGAGAGGAAAAUAUCCGCCGAGUGGCUGAAGUGGCUAAACUGUUUGCUGACAGUGGUGUAGUAGCUCUAACCAGUUUUAUCAGUCCUUUUGCUAAGGAUCGAGAACAGGCACGUAUCAUACACAAAGAGUUAAGUCUUCCAUUUUACGAAUGUUUUGUUGACACUCCAAUCGAAAUAUGUGAAAAACGAGACGUUAAAGGGCUUUACAAGAAGGCCCGAGCCGGAAAAAUUAAAGCAUUCACGGGUAUUGACUCUUCCUAUGAACCACCAAGUAAGCCUGAACUUGUCAUUAAGGCCGGAGAUCUAACCAUUUAUGAAUGUGUUCAAAAGGUCAUCCACUUACUAAAGAACAAGGGGAUCAUCCCUGAGUCAGCAGUGGACACGGCUAAGGAAUUGUUCGUUCCAAAAGACCGACUAGAUGAGGUCAAGAAUGAGGCAAAAUCCCUGCCUCACGUAGAUAUAAACGUAUUAGAUGUGCAAUGGGUGCAAGUCUUGUCUGAGGGCUGGGCUACUCCAUUGCAGGGUUUCAUGAGAGAGCGGCAGUUUCUUCAAUGCAUGCAUUUUGGCUGCCUUUUUGAUGAAGGAACGACUAACCAAUCUAUUCCAAUUGUUCUGCCCAUAUCAAAUGAGGAUAAGAAGAGACUAUCCGAUUGCUCGGAUAUUACUUUAAGAUAUAAGGAUAAGAACAUCGCCAUUCUUCGGAAAGCCGAAAUCUACGAACACAGGAAAGAGGAACGUUGCUGUAGGCAGUUCGGAACCAAUAAUUCAGGCCAUCCUUAUGUCAAGAUGAUCAUGGAAAGCGGAGAUUGGUUGGUUGGAGGUGAAUUAGAUGUUCUAGAAAAAAUUCAGUGGAAUGACGGCUUAGAUGAAUAUAGGCUGACGCCCUUGGAGCUCCGGGCAAAAUUCAAAAAUAUGAGAGCAGACGCAGUGUUUGCUUUUCAGUUACGUAACCCAGUCCACAAUGGACAUGCUUUGUUAAUGCAGGAUACUGAAGAGAGGCUCUUGAAGCGAGGCUACAAAAAACCAGUUCUCCUUCUUCAUCCUCUAGGCGGUUGGACUAAGGAAGACGAUGUACCUUUAUCGGUCAGGAUGAAACAAUACAAAGCAGUAUUGAAUGAAGGCGUUCUUAAUCCAGAAAAUACAGUGUUGGCCAUCUUUCCCUCACCCAUGAUGUACGCAGGACCAACAGAGGUGCAAUGGCAUGCCAAAGCCAGAAUGUCCACUGGAGCCAACUUUUACAUUGUUGGACGAGAUCCUGCCGGAAUGCCUCAUCCUGAUACCAAGAAAGACUUGUAUGAGCCAACUCACGGCGGGAAGGUUUUGACUAUGGCUCCUGGCUUGACACAACUGGAAAUAAUUCCUUUCCGGGUUGCAGCCUAUGAUCAAGAACAACGUAAGAUGGCUUACUUUGACCCUGAAAGAGCGAACAAUUUUAUCUUUAUAUCUGGAACAAAAAUGCGUCAACUAGCUAGAAACAGUGAAGAUCCUCCAAAUGGCUUUAUGGCAUCUUCAGCAUGGAAAAUUCUGUCAGAGUACUACCAGUCUUCGGCUCAAAAAAACUAGCCUUAAAAGCAAUUACUCAAAAUUUAAAUUGUUAGAUCUUAAGAUACAAAGAUAAUGAACGCCGUACAAUUUUUAUCGGAUACAAUAAAUAUAUAUAAGGUGGACUAACAUGGAUUCUAAUAUAAAGGUGUUUACAAUAUCACGAUUAGAGUUUGAAAUACAGGCCAAUGAAACAUCAAUAAUAUUAAGAUAAACGUCUAUGUAAUCAUUAGAAAAAAAAAAAAACUUUUAAAAUGUGACUUAUGUUGUAUUUUUCUAACUGCAAUACAUGAUCUUCUUAUAGAUAAACUACUUGUUUUUUUAAUAACUUUCUCCUUAUAUUUAGCUUUUUGUUAUACAUUUCGUUUUAACGUAAUUAUCUAAGCGGAUAAAAACGUAUAUAAAAACCUGUAGUUUUGAU
Limulus polyphemus (Atlantic horseshoe crab) is the source of this 2487-nucleotide messenger RNA. RefSeq names its product bifunctional 3'-phosphoadenosine 5'-phosphosulfate synthase-like. Bases 243 to 2087 code for a protein of 614 amino acids. Gene Ontology annotation, biological process: 3'-phosphoadenosine 5'-phosphosulfate biosynthetic process; sulfate assimilation. The record is from RefSeq and is a predicted model, not a curated record. The transcript has 13 exons. Gene Ontology annotation, molecular function: sulfate adenylyltransferase (ATP) activity; ATP binding; adenylylsulfate kinase activity. Lineage: Eukaryota; Metazoa; Arthropoda; Merostomata; Xiphosura; Limulidae.